AUGGGGAUGAGAAACCUGAGGAGGAGGGAGUCAGCUCUACACUCGGAACUGGAAGCUUUGAGAUGGGCAAUGGAAACAAUGUUGCAACAGUCGGAUUGUCAGAGAUUUGGCACUGAUUGCAAAGACCUGAUAGCAAUGCUGGCAGAACCAAAAGCAUGGCCAAGCUUCUCAACUGAAUUGGAGAUGAUUCACACGAUCAAGUUAUGCUAUUCAGACUUCAAGAUCUGCUACGUACCAAGAACUGAGAAUGCGAUAGCUGAUUCUUUAGCUAGGAACGCUCGUACCUUCCAUAGAUCAUUAUGCUAUUUUGGUUGUUCUAUUCCGGUCUGGUUUAGUGAUAUUGAGAGUAUGAAUGAAGGCAAGAGAAGAGGAGUUAUCCCAUUGACAAAUUGA
Molecule: messenger RNA, 393 nt
Organism: Raphanus sativus (radish)
Lineage: Eukaryota; Viridiplantae; Streptophyta; Magnoliopsida; Brassicales; Brassicaceae
Exons: 2
Coding region: 1-393 (130 amino acids)
Molecular function (GO): nucleic acid binding; RNA-DNA hybrid ribonuclease activity
Source: RefSeq, a predicted model, not a curated record